AUGGAAGCGUCCGACAUGCGAGAAGCGCUGCGUCUAGCCCGAGAGGGGGUAAAGCGACAGCAAGAAGCGGAGGAGCAAGCUCGCGACGUGCUUCUGCUGCCCAAGGGCGAGACGCGCCCACGCAGCCUCAAGUGCUUGGGUUGGCGAUCUACUGGAGGAUGCAGUCCGUAUGGACCGCGCAAGCCUGAAAAGGACUACACAUGCACCAAGUUCGUCCCGUUCGGACACUCGGGCUACUGCGAAGUGGAAGAUACCGAGACGGGCGAACGCUUCAGGGUUAUGCGGCGUUAUUGCAGCAGCUCCAAGUGGGAGACGAGCUUCCGCUGCUCGGAUGCGGCGAACUUUGUUAAUUUCCGCUAUAAGGCAAGCGAAGCUGUUGAGGUUGCGCGUGCACCAGGAUUUACGCUGCCCAAUGUGGCUGGGAACGAUACGGAGGACAACCGGACCGCUCGUGACGGUAUCGUCAUGGUGGUGUACCCGAAGCUGAUCCCUAGCGCCUACGCAACGAUCAAGACGCUGCGCGACGUGUUCGGCUGCCGCCUGCCCAUUGAGAUUUGGUUUCGUCGAGCCGAAAUCAAUGGCCACCCGGACUCAAUGAAGCCUCUGAUGGCGCUGGCAGCGGAUAAUGAGACGUCGGUCAUUACCUUCCAUGAGAUCACCGACUGGCACGCAGCGGGCUACGGCACGAAAGUGUUUGCGAUCUACAACAGCUACUUCGAGCGCAUCUUAUUCCUGGACGCCGACAACGUACCCACCCGAGACCCGACGUUCCUGUUUGAUUCGCCGGAGUUCGUGGAGAAUGGCGCCGUGUUUUGGCCGGACUUCUGGCACCCAGGACGCACCAUUUUCAACAUCCACAGCCAGUCGCUGCUCUGGGAACUGCUCGACAUGCCGUUCGUGAAUAUGUUUGAACAGGAAAGCGGCCAGCUGCUCAUCGAUCGUCGGAGGCACGCAGAGGCACUAGAACUCGUCAAGUUCUACACUUUCCACCGGCCGAGCCACUUCGACUACAUGAAACUCGCCCACGGCGACAAGGACUUGUUCCGGUUUGCGUGGAUGAAGCUCGGCGCCCCGUUCCACAUGAUAAAGGCUGUCCCAGCCUUGGCCGGCAAGACCAUCAACGACAGUUUCUGCGGCUUGACCAUGGUGCAGCAUGACGCGCAGGGAGAGGUGCUCUUCAUGCACCGCAACUCGCACAAACUGACGGGUGAACCUCUGCGAGCUCAAGUUGACUACCGGUCUCGGGCUAUCGCGCGGUCGAGAAAGAAGGCAGAAAUCCGUCAGAGGUACCGGAACGAGGGCAAGGAGAUCCCGAGCUGGUCGGAGCUGGACGCGCUCGUCCAGGCCGAAGAAACGCCAGCGCCAACAUUGGAGCCGCCCGAGCCCGACGGAUACCCGGACUCGAUGGUGUGGACGCACCUGCUGUCGUUCCGCAACACGACGGGCCAGGAAUACUACUACAUCGAGACGUUCAACGCCGACCCGGAGUUCCCCAAGUCGCAGAACUGCUACGGGCAGCGCAACGUGAGCAAGAACGAGUACUUUUACGCGCAGGAGGUGGCCGACCUGCCCUUCGCCGGCCUCGAAACGCACUUGCGUCGCUUUGCCGCGGAGGCCGUCGAGAUCAAGCAGUCGUAG
Molecule: messenger RNA, 1638 nt
Organism: Phytophthora sojae
Lineage: Eukaryota; Oomycota; Peronosporomycetes; Peronosporales; Peronosporaceae
Exons: 2
Coding region: 1-1638 (545 amino acids)
Biological process (GO): mannan biosynthetic process
Cellular component (GO): Golgi apparatus
Molecular function (GO): alpha-1,2-mannosyltransferase activity
Source: RefSeq, a predicted model, not a curated record